Molecule: messenger RNA, 6747 nt
Organism: Thamnophis elegans (Western terrestrial garter snake)
Lineage: Eukaryota; Metazoa; Chordata; Lepidosauria; Squamata; Natricidae
Gene: NEO1
Product: neogenin 1
Exons: 28
Coding region: 543-4892 (1449 amino acids)
Biological process (GO): cell-cell adhesion
Cellular component (GO): membrane
Molecular function (GO): protein binding
Source: RefSeq, a predicted model, not a curated record
CCUUGACACACACACACACACACACAGACGGACAGACAUUCACUCGCUCAGCCGCUCGCGCGCCCCGCCAGGGAUCAAUGGAAAGGCUGGCGCGCCUGCGCGGCCGGCCAACGGGCGAAGGACGGCGGUUGGCAGCCUGAGGAGAAGGGGGAAAAAAAAAAGAAGAAGAAGAGAGGGGGGGGGGGUGUUUAAAAGAAGGACGGGAGCGCGCGCCUCACGCACGCACGCGCGCGCGCAGGCAGGCCGCGAUCGGGGGCGCGCGCGCCAGGCUGUUGCUCCUCCUGUCGGCGCGACUCUUCGUGAGGGGGGGAGAGAGAGAAAAAAAUAAAAUAAAAGGCUCCGCGGCGGCGACGGGACCGGCCCGCCAUGGAGUGAAACCCCCGUCCUCCCACCGGUCCCUCGCCCGGCAGAGCUUCUUUUUCCCCCUCCUCAGCUCGGCUCUCCUUCAUCCCUUCUUUCCCUCCGCUGCCCCCGCUCGGCUGCCCUCGCUGCCGCCGCGCCCCCUCUGCGUGCCCGGCCGCCGGCCUGAGGGGGAGCGAGCGAUGGCGGCGCGGGGCGCCUGGCGGCGGCUGCUGCCGCUCCUAGGCUCGCUGUGGGUCGCGCUGCUCGGCGGGCAGCGCCCCGACUCCGCCGCCGCCGCCGCGCCGCCUCAGCACCUCCCGCCCGCAGAACCUACAGUGAGAACUUUUACUCCGUUUUAUUUCCUAGUAGAACCAGUGGACACUCUGUCAGUUAGAGCGUCUUCUGUUAUACUGAACUGUUCAGCAUAUUGUGAUUCACCUCCAAAAAUUGAAUGGAGAAAGGACGGGACUUUCUUGAACUUGGUAUCAGAUGACCGCCGGCAAUUGCUACCAGAUGGAUCUUUGUUAAUCAACAGUGUUGUCCAUUCCAAGCACAAUAAACCUGAUGAAGGUCAUUACCAGUGUGUGGCAACCGUGGAGAGUCUUGGCACCAUCGUAAGCAGGACAGCUAAGCUUACAGUUGCAGGGCUUCCAAGAUUCAUUACCCAGCCAGAGUCUGCAUCUGUCCAUAGAGGAAACCCCAUAGUUCUUAACUGUGAAGUUAAUGCUGACUUAGCACCGUUCGUCAGGUGGGAGCUGGAUCAUCAGCCCCUCUUUCUGGACGACCGUGUCCUCAAGUUGCCAAGUGGGACUUUAAUUGUCAGCAAUGCUACAGAUGAGGAUGCUGGAACUUACUGUUGUGUUAUUGAAAUUGGGGGCUCUCCCAAAUACAGCGACGAAGCAGAGAUCAAAGUUCUUCCAGAACCCGACCUCUCCUCAGGCUUGCUUUUUUUGAAACAACCCUUUCCCCUUACCAAAGUGACUGGGCAGAGUGCAGUUUUACCAUGCGUUGCUUCAGGCAUUCCUGUCCCACUAAUCCGAUGGACAAGAAAAGAGGAAGAGCUCGUUACCGAAAAUUCUCACAAAUUUCUGUUCCUGUCUGGGGGAAUGCUGAAGAUAAAUGAUAUCACCGAAGAUGAUUCAGGAACAUAUACUUGCAUCGCAGAUAAUGGGAAUGAAACUAUUGAAGCUCGAGCUGACCUUACUGUGCAGGUGCCUCCCACGUUUCUGAAGCAGCCUGCUAAUAUUUAUGCACACGAAUCCAUGGAUAUUGUGUUUGAAUGUGAUAUGAGCGGAAAGCCAACUCCAACGGUCAAGUGGGUGAAGAACGGAGACGUCGUCAUCCCUAGUGACUACUUUAAAAUUGUAAAUGAGCACAACCUACAAGUUUUGGGUUUGGUGAAAUCAGAUGAAGGCUUUUAUCAGUGUAUUGCGGAAAAUGAUGUGGGAAAUAUACAGUCUGGAGCCCAGCUGAUAAUACUGGAUCAUGAUGUUGCCAUCCCAACAUUACCUCCCACUUCACUGACCAGUGCCACUACUGACCAUCUAGCACCAGCUACAACUGGACCUUUGCCUUCUGCCCCUCGAGAUGUGGUGGCGUCUCUUGUAUCUACUCGUUUCAUCAAGCUCACAUGGAGGACCCCUGCAUCUGAUCCACAGGGAGACAAUCUUACCUACUCGGUGUUCUACACUAAGGAAAUGAGUAACAGGGAGCGUGUUGAAAACACAAGUCAUCCUGGGGAAAUGCAAGUGACAAUCCAAAGCCUGAUGCCUGAAACAGUAUAUAUUUUCAGAGUGGUAGCCCAAAACAGACAUGGACCUGGGGAGAGUUCGGUACCAUUGAAAGUAGCCACACAACCUGAGGUUCAGCUUCCAGGUCCAGCCCCCAACAUUCGUGCGUAUGCCACCUCCCCCACGUCAAUCACUGUUACUUGGGGUACACCCUUAUCGGGCAAUGGCGAGAUCCAGAACUACAAACUGUAUUACAUGGAGAAGGGAAUGGAGAACGAACAGGACAUUGAUGUUGGAGGUCUUUCCUAUACAAUAAUUGGUUUGAGAAAAUAUACAGAGUAUAGCUUCAGAGUUGUGGCCUACAAUAAACAUGGUCCAGGUGUGUCUACUCAAGAUGUUGUCAUUCGUACACUGUCAGAUGUUCCCAGUGCUGCACCCCAGAAUCUAACAUUAGAAGUGCAAAACUCCAAGAGCAUUGUGAUGCAUUGGCAGCCUCCUCCCACAGGAACACAUAAUGGGCAAAUUACUGGCUAUAAGAUUCGGUACCGAAAAGUGAUUCGCAAAAGUGAUGUCACCGAAAUCAUUGUGGGGACACAACUUUCACAGAUGAUUGAAGGUUUGGAACGAGGGACCGAGUACAGCUUCCGAGUGGCUGCCUUAACAGUCAAUGGCACAGGAAUAGCUACGGAUUGGAUAUCAGCAGAAACAUUUGAGAGCGACCUUGAUGAAACUCGAGUUCCAGAAGUGCCAAGUUCGUUGCAUGUCCGCCCACUAGUAACCAGUAUUGUUGUCAGCUGGACCCCACCAGAAAACCAGAACGUUGUGGUCAGAGGCUACGCCAUAGGGUAUGGCGUUGGCAGUCCCCAUGCUCAGACCAUCAAGGUGGAUUAUAAGCAACGAUACUACACUAUUGAAAAUUUGGAUCCCAGUUCCCAUUAUGUGAUAACUUUGAAAGCAUAUAACAAUGUUGGUGAAGGAAUCCCUCUUUAUGAGAGUGCAGUGACUAGAGCCUAUACAGUGCCAGACCCCUCCCCCAUGAUGCCACCCGUGGGAGUUCAGGCUUCCAUCCUGAGCCAUGACACCAUUCGUAUCACCUGGGCAGACAACUCUCUGCCGAAGAACCAGAAGGUUUCGGAUGCCCGUUACUACACCGUCCGCUGGAAAACCAACAUUCCUGCAAACACAAAGUACAAGACAGCAAAUACAACUACCUUAAGCUUCUUGGUCACUGGCUUAAAACCCAACACUUUAUAUGAAUUCUCUGUCAUGGUGACUAAAGGCCGAAGAUCAAGCACCUGGAGCAUGACAGCACAUGGCACUACUUUUGAGCAAGUUCCAACUUCUCCACCAAAAGAUGUAACAGUGGUCAGCAAAGAAGGAAAGCCCAGAACUAUCAUCGUCAACUGGCAACCUCCGUCUGAAGCCAAUGGCAAAAUCACAGGAUACAUAAUUUACUAUAACACCGAUGUCAAUGCUGAAAUACACGACUGGGUCAUUGAACCAGUGGUAGGCAAUAGACUGACCCAUCAGAUUCAAGAGCUGACCCUUGACACAGCAUAUUAUUUCAAGAUCCAAGCCCGGAACUCCAAAGGCAUGGGCCCCAUGUCAGAGGCUGUACAGUUCAGGACACCUAAAGCAUCGGGAACUGCAGGAAAAGGAAAUCGACCAGUGGAUGUUGGAACAGAUUAUAAAACUCCCAUCAGUGGAAGCAACAGCCCUCAUGGCAGCCCCUCCCCGCUAGAAUACAAUAUGCUUCUGAUCAUCAUUGUGUCUGUGGGAGUGAUAACCAUUGUGGUUGUGGUGAUUGUUGCUGUAUUUUGCACUCGAAGGACCACCUCUCACCAGAAGAAAAAACGAGCUGCUUGUAAAACUGUGAAUGGGUCUCAUAAAUACAAAGGCAAUUCCAAGGACGUCAAGCCACCGGAUCUUUGGAUCCAUCACGAGAGGCUGGAGCUGAAGCCUAUUGAUAAAUCUCCAGAUCCCAAUCCAAUCAUGACCGACACCCCGAUCCCUCGUAAUUCCCAAGACAUCACCCCCGUUGACAACUCUAUGGACAGCAAUAUUCAUCAGAGGCGAAACUCCUACAGAGGGCAUGAGUCGGAGGACAGCAUGUCCACCCUCGCCGGAAGAAGAGGGAUGCGGCCAAAGAUGAUGAUGCCGUUUGAUUCUCAACCUCCUCAACCUGUGGUUAGUGCUCAUCCCAUCCAUUCCCUUGAUAACCCUCACCAUCAUUUCCACUCCGGCAACCUCGCUUCUCCAACCUGCAACUAUCUCCAUCAUCAGGCAAACCUAUGGCCAGUUGGCACAUCUGUAUCCCAUUCAGACAGGGCUAAUUCCACAGAAUCUGUUCGAAAUACGCCUAGCACAGAUACCAUGCCAGCCUCGUCAUCUCAGGCAUGUUGUGCCGACCACCAAGAGCCAGAGAGUGCUUCAGCAUCCUACCUGCCCAGCGCCCAGGAAGAGGAGACAAGCCAGAACCUGCCCACUGCCCAUGUCCGCCCCUCUCAUCCUCUGAAGAGCUUUGCUGUGCCAGCCGUCCCACCCACUGGCAGCACCUACGACCCUGCCUUGCCAAGCACACCUUUAUUAUCACAGCAAGCUUCUAGCCAUCCAGUUCAUUCAGUGAAGACAGCAUCGAUUGGAACUCUGGGAAGGACUCGGCCUCCAAUGCCAGUGGUAGUCCCGAGUGCCCCUGAAGUGCAGGAAACCACAAGAAUGCUUGAAGACACAGAAAGUAAUUACGAACCGGAUGAACUCACCAAAGAGAUGGCCCACCUGGAAGGACUAAUGAAGGACCUUAACGCCAUCACCACAGCGUGAUCGCCUUCCCCAAGGAAUGACUCCAGACCCGCAGGCCUUGGGACUUCGCCUUGGAGCACAAGGAAAUGUAUAAAAGACUAGGGGACAGCACAGAAAGAGACCUGCCAACCGGCUGCUGCAGCACCACCGGGGGCCCCUUCCGGUGAACCAAAUGGCUCUUCUAGUUCAUUGGCCUGAAAUGAACCUCUUUGGAGGUUGUUGGGAUUUCCGCUCCUCGCUGCGCUGCUGAUGCCGAUAUGAACCAGGAGUGGGGCGACGUCUCAGGCUGAUGAAAUCCAGCAUCCAGACAAACUUCGCAUUCAUCGGAGGCAGCUUUUGUCCCGGUGCUGCAACCUUCCCUGCUUUUUCAGUGUUGGACAUUCACAUUUAUGUACAAUUUUAUUUGAGUGUUUUUAUUUUAUUGUAUCUUUUUUUUUUAUUAAAAAGUGUAACCUGACAGAAAAAAAAAAUUGUGUUGUUUCCCCCAAAGCCUAGACGGAUGUCCGAUUGCUUGUUCUAUUGUGUAUACGGGAAUUCAUUGCCAGUGUGGAUUGUUCCGUUCAUUUCUUCGUUCGGAUUUCUUUCUUUUCUUUUCUUCUCUUUUCUUUUCUUUUCUAAAGCUUGUAUCAUUCUGUCACCUUCCAGCAGUUGUAAUCCAUGGCCUUGGGAUAUGCUGCAUUGCUUUUUGUAAGCUUUUUUUUAUUUUUAUAUUAUAAUAAUAAUUCAAAAAGCCUGAUUAGAUCCUUUCCCAUCACUGUGAGGUUAACUAGAAAUGUAACACGGAGCAAACUUUUCUUAAUUUUUAUUUUGAGCGUUUUCAGUGCAGGAGGAGUAGAAUAAGUAAGCCUUGGGCUGGGAGCCACAGAGUGGUAGGAAGCUUCAUUGGACAAUGCAAUGCAACACAGCUCUAUCCUUCAGGCUCAUAUAAGCCAUCCCUUGCAAUAUGCCCGGUUGUGACUUAAAUAAAUUAUUAUUAUUAUUACGAGUAACUUCCCUGAUCACAGUGACUUGGAAAAAAAAGUCACACAGUAAUCUGAAGGAUGGCCGUGAUGUUAACUCUUACCUGCAAUGAUUCACUUUUGUCAUUACCUCCGUCCGUCCAAGGCCUUGCCAAAACAGAAAGUGGCUCCAAAGACAUGGUGUCAACCAGCCGCAAUUCAUCAAAGGGAAUUGUAAAAAAUAGAAUGAAGGCUUUUGUCGGUCUCCUUUGUAAAUUCAUCCUUUAGUCCAGGGGCGUCCAACCUUGGCGACUUCAAGGCUUGUGGACGUCAAGUCCACAAACCUUCAAAGUUGCCAAAGUUGGAGCUCUUGGCUUUAGCCUGUUUCUUGCCAAUUGCAGAGGACGUUGCGUUGAGCAAAACCCUCUCAUAAAUGUUGGGUCCUUUUAAGUUCAGUUACCACAAUGCGUCUUAGCAACACAGCUCUUCUUGUUUGAAUGUUUGAUUUCAAAGCUGUGUCCUUCUGGAUAUUUGCGUUGAAGUGGGAGUUUUAUCCCAGAUACUUUAGCAUGCAAUGAUCAGACAUAAGCUAUGGCUCAGACAUAGUUUAUGUUUGAUCAUUGUAUGCUAACGUAUCUGGAAUAAAACUAUGUAGCUGUUAGAUCAUCUUCAAGGUUUUGGGGAAUACUUCCAGUGUUGAACCACAAUCAAAACAAAUUAAGUUUGCAGGAAAGGUGGGGGGGGGGGACAUAGGUGUGUGUGUUUGUGACUCAGGUGUUGCCCGAGCCGGUAGAAGAAGGGGGUGUAUUGGGAGAGAUAAAUAAAUUCCUAAUAAACUGGUAAAAUUACAUUUUCUUUUUGUGUUUGCUGCCCAUAAUCAUACUGUUCUCUGUCAUCAUCUAUGAUAAACAUGCUAAGAAAAUAAUAUUUGUUUUUUU